GCAACGGGCUCUUCCUGCUGGUAGAGGCGGAGUUCAAGAUGGCGGCGGGCGGGCUGUGCCUGUGCGGGCUGCUCAGGUUGCUGUGCUCGCUGCUGAUCCCUGCGUUGAUUCUGAGCGGAGUGCUGUGCGCCUGCCUGGCCGUCCUGCUGUGGGCAAUUCGGCUGUGGAUACAAGGAAGGAGAAAGCAGCAGAGCCCAGCAGGAAGGGAUGGGAGGCGGCCGCUGCUGGUCGCGUUUUUCCAUCCCUAUUGCAAUGCAGGUGGUGGAGGGGAGAGAGUCUUGUGGUGUGCCAUAAGGACGCUCCAGAAGAAGUAUAAAAAUAUAACGUGUGUUGUUUACACUGGAGAUAGAGAUGCCACUGAAGAAGACAUAGUAGAAGGUGCUUUCAGAAGAUUCAACAUUAAGUUAAUUCAUCCUGUGAAGUUUGUAUUUCUGGAAAAGCGCUAUCUUGUGGAAGCUUCUCUUUAUCCCCACUUCACUUUGCUGGGACAAAGUUUAGGCUCUGUGUUUCUUGGUUGGGAAGCUCUUCUAAAGUGUGUUCCAGAUAUUUACAUUGACUCGAUGGGUUAUGCUUUCACACUCCCCCUCUUUAAAUAUUUAGGAGGUUGUCGUGUUGGAUGCUACGUCCAUUAUCCCACCAUCAGCACCGACAUGCUUUCUGUAGUUCGAAAUCAGGAUACCAGGUUUAACAAUGCAGCCUUCAUUACGAACAGCUCUCUCUUCAGCAAAUUUAAACUUGUCUACUACUACUUGUUCGCCUUCAUGUACGGAUUGGUGGGUUCCUGCAGUGAUGUGGUUAUGGUCAAUUCUUCCUGGACACUAAAUCACAUCCUUUCUCUCUGGAGAGCUGGGUCUUGCACUAGCGUUGUGUAUCCACCAUGUGAUGUUCAGACCUUCUUGGAUAUCCCGCUGGAAGAGGAAAAAAAGAAUACUGAGUAUUCUAUUGUUUCCAUCAGCCAAUUCAGGCCUGAAAAAGAUCAUCCUUUGCAAAUCCGAGCCUUUGCUAAAUUGCUGAAAGAGAAGAGACUGAGGCAGCAGCUCUCAUUGAAGCUUAUCUUAAUUGGAGGCUGUCGGAACCAGCAAGAUGAAGACCGCGUGAAUAACCUUAAAUGUCUUUGUGAAGAGCUUGGAAUUAGUAACAAUGUGAUGUUCAGAAUAAACAUUCCCUUUGAGGAGUUAAAGAAACACCUGGCCGAGGCCACCAUUGGCCUGCAUACGAUGUGGAAUGAGCACUUUGGCAUUGGAGUGGUUGAAUGUAUGGCAGCUGGCACUGUUAUCCUGGCUCACAAUUCAGGAGGCCCUAAACUGGAUAUUGUGGUACCCUAUGAAGGACGUAUUACAGGCUUCCUAGCAGAGAAUGAGGACAGUUAUGUGGAGACGAUGGCUUACAUCUUUUCUAUGUCUCCUGAGAAAAGGUUAGAGAUCAGAGAAAGUGCUCGCCAGUCUGUGUGCAGGUUUUCUGACCAGCAUUUUGAAGAGACAUUCCUCUUAUCCGUGGAGCCCUUAUUUAAAUAAAUGUAAUGUGAAUAAAACUUUGAGUUUGACCCCACGUCACCUGUAAAUACAUGUAAUUUAUGGUCCCUUGCUCCCAUUCAAUAAAGAGAUCUUUCUUUUUUCCGUCAGAA
This is a messenger RNA of Coturnix japonica (Japanese quail), 1624 nucleotides long. It is a transcript of the gene ALG11, whose product is annotated as ALG11 alpha-1,2-mannosyltransferase. Gene Ontology annotation, biological process: dolichol-linked oligosaccharide biosynthetic process; protein N-linked glycosylation. NCBI's taxonomy places the organism in Eukaryota, Metazoa, Chordata, Aves, Galliformes, Phasianidae. The record is from RefSeq and is a predicted model, not a curated record. Gene Ontology annotation, cellular component: endoplasmic reticulum membrane. Gene Ontology annotation, molecular function: GDP-Man:Man(3)GlcNAc(2)-PP-Dol alpha-1,2-mannosyltransferase activity.